Molecule: messenger RNA, 3598 nt
Organism: Xenia sp. Carnegie-2017
Lineage: Eukaryota; Metazoa; Cnidaria; Anthozoa; Malacalcyonacea; Xeniidae
Exons: 7
Coding region: 289-2601 (770 amino acids)
Biological process (GO): positive regulation of GTPase activity; Ras protein signal transduction
Cellular component (GO): plasma membrane
Molecular function (GO): guanyl-nucleotide exchange factor activity
Source: RefSeq, a predicted model, not a curated record
AUGAUGCGAAUGAGGAACGGUAAGAACAAAGCGUGUGGCUUUGUGGUUUUACGGAUGGGAUCAUGAUUGCCGUAUUUUCUGUUAAACGUUGAAAAUGUUGUACUAAAUUUACACGGAAUCAUCUAGUCAUAAAGAGGAAGUUUAUGAUGCUAUUAGUGUUGGACAUGGCUUUGAUUCGUCGUUUAUUUUGAAGGAGAAUUACGAAAUGUUUUCAUCUGAUUCCUUGAUCUGUGGAUUCGUCGUACGUUAUUUUUGUGCGUAGUGGUGUAUUAGCGGAUUUUUCUUACGAUGUCUUGCGCCAAAGUGAUUUCGAGAAACAUUCCCGAACACUAUGAUUCGGAUUGUUUGUACGAAGGCGAAUUUUUACAACUCGACAAGGAGCUGCAGUACAUUCGACACGCCAAGCUGUUGGUUACGAGAGACAGAUUAUUGUUGGAGCAUUUAGACCACGAGGAAAGCGAUUCUAGAUCGAAAAACCGUUUAGAACUUUCUCGCUCAAGUGUGAAUAUAAAUUUCCUAAAGAAUUCGCCGUAUACCUUUACACUGAAUGUAAAGAACUCCGGCAACGCGAAUAAUGUUUAUCAAUUAUGCGACAGACCUGAGUCGUGGGCAGACUUUCUGAAAUCUAUUGACUUGCAAGAAAUCAUCAACGAUGAUAAUGGAAGAAGGCAUAGAGUUUUACCACAAGUUACCUUCGACGAUGAUUUGGAUGAUACGUACACUGAUUCUGAAAGUGAAUGCUCGUCCUUUAGCGAUGACAGUAGUGCAGACGAUAUUGGAUUGCCAAGAUGUUUGACUUCUCUCUAUGCCGGGCAAGGACUCGGCGCUAUGUCUAUGUUAAAUGUUAAUAAUGCAAUGAUGAUGAUGAAUCCCGGUCAUGUUCGUCGACUAAACAAGAGAAGUGGAUUAUUUCGAGGUUCCUUUGACAUCCUUAGCCAGCCUGGAAGUGAAACGGACGAUUUUUUGUCUCAUGCAAAUUCAUAUCCGCAGAUUGCCUGCAAUGCUAAACCUGAGCGUUGGAAUUCGCUUCCAAUUUUAUCUGAGUUGGACAACAUAUUACUCGAUGAUGAUUUACAAUUUGAAAGAUUUAAUCGACAUAAACGCGAUAGAUUUGGUACAAAACACCAUGUACGAAGAGAGGGAACGGAAACAGCAAAUUACCAUUCAUCGGCAGUGUAUAGAACUGAAUAUGGUAUAAAACAUGCAACUUCUCCCAAGGAGUUGCUCUUAAACGAGGAGAUACGAAAGCUUAUUACACAACCUAGUGAUAUUAAAUUUUGCAAUACGGCUGGUCGUAGAAAAGAUAGCUCUGAAUUGGAGCCAAUUUCUGAGGCCAUUAUUCACGAAAACUUUAUCGAACCGACUAAGGUUUGCCCAACGGAGCAAUCAAAACCUAGAACGUAUGAGAUUAUAGAUACAACUGGAGGUAAAUUCAAGUUGAACUUAAAGCGACUUUGGAAGCGAAGAGAAAAGACCAACAUCAGCAAGUCUGGAGGGAAAACAUACAGCAGUAACCAACAGGAAAGGGAAUCAAAUCAUGUUAUGUUCAUUAAUAAAGUUGCUUUUGAUACUCAAGGUACUGUACCCGCUACACCAAGUUUUGCUGUUUCAAAUGAUCGCAGAGGCGGGCUUGGCCAUGAUGUUAGUGGAAAAAAGGAAAAUGUUGUUGUGUCCUCAGUGUCAAAGCAGAGGGAAAGCUCCACUAAUUCAGUUCCUUCACCGAAAGAGAAAAACAAGUUCACAAUAAACUCUCCAACAACAUUCACAGGCAAGAACACAAUUGGAAAGAAAAUCGUUAAAAAAUUUUUGUCGCCAAUGUCUACUCUACGGUCCGUGUCUGAGGAAGAGAAGAAUUUGGAUCUGCCACAAGUCACUGGUCUCGGCUACAAAUCUGGAAAUACAAAUGAUAUGCCAGUUGAAGACCGUCGUAAGAAACUGCUUGACACAAAUCCACUUCAUAUUGCUCAAGAACUUACGUUAAUCGAUAAAGAACUUCUUGUGCGUAUUCCCUGGAAUGAACUGUCAACGUGUGGCUGGAUGACCAAACAUAAGUACACUCGCUCUCCAAGCGUUAUGGAAAUGGUAGAGUUCUUCAAUCGUAUUGCACUGCUUAUUGCUUCAGAAAUAUUAUUUGAAGUUGAUCCAUUGAUGAGAGUUCGUGUUAUCUCGAAAGUUGUCCAGGUUGCCGAGAAACUCCAUGCAUUGGGUAACUUUAACUCACUGAAAGCCUUGCUUGGUGGUUUGCAGUGCACACCAAUUUAUCGUCUCAAAGAAACCUGGAGACAAGUUUCAUCAAAGCGUAAGAAGAGCUUUCGUGGAUUAACUAAGUUAAUGAGCGAAGACGACAACUUUGCCGCUUAUCGUAAAGAGGUCGACAACUUAAUGAACCAGAAAACGCCAUGUCUUCCUUUUCUCGGUGACUUUCUCACUCAGAUUGCUCAGACGCAGACCUAUCUGGCAUGUAGAAAGAAGAGUCCUGAGCCACCGAAAGAGGAGAUUUUGGAAGAAAAUAUUCCCAAUCCUUCGACACCAACACCCAAAUCAUCUCGGAAAAAAACUCGAUCACGCACAAGUUUAGCUAAAGGGAAGCGUUUCUUUUAAGACGAGAGAUAGCCGUUUUUCCAAGUCUUCCCCUAACUUGCCUGCAUCGUGCGUGAACACUCCAGAACGUGCCCACAGCUAUCGAGCUCAGCGUUUUAGACGUUGCCGCAGUUGGCAAUACAGCAACGAUAGUGGUAUUCAGGUUAAUAACAGCACUAACUCCAGUUUAUCGGCAAGCUCAGCGUCUUUUCUCACCAGUAACACGUCACUCGGUAGUGGCACGAUUGCGUUUCAAAAUAAAAACUCAACAAACGAUGAUCGCGGGCGCACAACAUCACAUCAUCACACGCAAUCCAAUUCAACGAGCACACCCGUGUCUAGCAAAACCUCAUUGAAAAAGAGGUUGCGUCGCAACCAAAGCGUUUCAGAAAAGUCUUUAUCAAAUUCAGACAGUGGAAGUAGUCUAAAAACUAAACUUUCCUUCAUGCGAUCAUUUCGACGAAGUAAGAGCAUGGAUCAGUCGCCGUCAAGUGUAGAAAGUUUGCCGAAACUGGGUCCCUCUCGCAAGGAGAACCGAAAUGGUAGCGUCAAGACUGGUAAUGGAAAAAAUGGUCGACGUAUUUCAGAGGCUGAAACGGAGAAAGGAACUGAACUGCAACUAUGGCACUUCCAUCUCGCCGCUAUCCAAUACAGCUUUCCAAGUCGGCCACGUGUUAAAGACUUUUUAUUAACAACACCUUUCAACUCUGAAGAGGAUAAUUACAAAUUGUCGUUGCAGCGUGAACCACCUAACAAACCAGCUGUGUCAUAAUUGAGGGUUCCUGCUUUACACAAAGUAUAUUUGCAUAGAUUUGUACCAAAUUUUAAAACUUGUAAUUGAUGUACUUUAUCUCAAAGAUAUGUUUUAAUAAGAUGCUCAGAGUUUUAUGAAGAAUUAAGAUAUUCAUAUACUCUUAAAGAGGUUUUCUUUUUAUCUGUAAAUAGUCCAAAUUUAAGAAUCUGUAUAUAUUGAAAGGUUUUCAAAGAGUCUAAUUAAAGUUCUCCAACUUUUUUUAAA